CUCCAUUUCCUGUGUGGUACGCAGAGUUGUAAGCAGCAUUCCGCUGCUCCGCAAUUGAAACCUGAUUGAAACCACAUUGUGGAAAAUGUUUGAGUGACUUGACUGGGACAGCGUGUGGUCACUUAAUGGCAGAGCCACAUGUCAUGAUCCACGUCAGACGGCAGGUAUCGUCUGGUGCACCUGAUGCCAUGAUGCGUGUGUCUUUAUUCCCUUGACAACCGCGUAUCCGAUACCAACAUCCAGGGACCACCAUGUCCGUCACCCUGCUGUGGGCCGUGGACGUGUACGGGAGGGUGUACAGUGUCCCCACUGCCGGCCAGCGUUGGGAGCGUGGCGAUGACUCACUUCUAGAGCUCAAACGCGUCACAGCUGGAAAGGGGCGCUGUUGGGGCAUCGGCUGUGACCACCAUGUUUACCUCAACAUGAUGCCCCAUGAGACCCCCAUCCGCUACAAGGAAGAGACCUACGAAAAUCAGAGGUGGAACCCUGUGGACGGCUUCACGGAUACGCUGCUCCCCACUGACCGCUGGUCCUGGAGCGAUGUGAUGGGCAUGAACCCUCAGCCGCUCCAUGGUUUUCAGUUGCCGUCGCGCAGUUGGGAGUGGGAAGGAGACUGGUAUGUGGACCAGAGCUGCGGAGGAGAACCGAGUCAGACUGGGGGUUGGGAGUAUGCCGUUGAUUUCCCCGCUAACUUCUCUCCUGACAAAAAGUGGAACUCGUGCGUGCGUCGUAGACGCUGGAUCCGCUACAGAAGAUAUAUAGCACAAGGCACCUGGGCAAAGAUUCCCUUGGACCAUCCCUGGAAGGCUCCCCUGCCUCUCUGUGACAUCACAUGUGGCGGCUGGGAAAUGAGCGAUGAGUCUGGGAGGUAUCCUUACCUCUGGGCAGUGUCCCAACAAGGACAGGUGUGGUUCAGGGAGGGCAUCCACCCUCGGGUACCAGAGGGCGCCAGUUGGGAGGAGGUAGAGGUGCCCAAGGAGGUAGCCCAAUUAUCACUUGGACCGAGGGACCUUCUGUGGGCUGUACUGUGGGACGGGAACCUGAUGGUCCGAACAGGCCUCAGCCUGGACAGCCCGACUGGCACAUCGUGGGUGGAGGUGGAGUCGCCUACAAAGGAAGUUGAAUCCCUCCAUGUGGCUGUGGGGGUCAAUGUUGUCUGGGUGGUCACUAAGGACUACAAGGUGUGGUUUAGGCGGGGCGUCAAUUCCCAUAAUCCCUGCGGCUCAGGAUGGAUCAGCAUAGGUGGCGAGAUGAUGAUGGUUGACGUUGGACUCAAUGACCAGGUUUGGGCUGUCGGUGAGGAUCGCAGCCUGUAUUUCCGAAUGGGUGUGACACCUUCAGAACCAAGUGGGAACGGCUGGAUCCCCGUUUCUGCCCAGUGGGGCAACAACAAGGAAGCUGCCCCUCCCAGAGAUGACUUCAGGAACCAGCUGACAGAACCCACCCAAGGCUCCGUGCUGAGCUGCACUGAUUCCGAUUCAGAGCUUGGCCCGACUGAACCAGCAAACAGCCCCCCGGUCCUGGAGGCAGCGGACCCCUCCGUGGUCCUCUUAGGGGAGGCCGACGCGGCCCCCGUACACUCGGAAGACACUCGUACAGCUCCCAAAUCGUUCAUCCCUGCGAGCGACAGCUUCAUCAACAGUCUCGUGUCGGACCGCGACAAAGCAUCCACGCCCCAACAAACCAUCAAACCUCAGGAGGAAGUGGUCCGGUCUUCCCCAGCACAGAUCCUCAUGAGUCCUGAUGUUGCAGGGCCCGGCACCCCUUGGAGUAACGUGGACCUGGAAGGGGCAGAGGCGUCGAGAAGCGCACAAGCAGCGGGGGCUCGCUCCAGCAAUAGCGGCGGCGCCCCCUAUGGACUGGGUCUAGAUGGCUCGCACAGGGUCGGGGACGAGGAAGGACCCGUGUGGGCUUGGAUCUCUGGAGGGGGCUGCAAUGUGGAUGCCUGCUCUCGAAUCAGCUGGCUCAGCGCUACAGGUCCCCUGGUCAGCUCCUUGUCACUGACCCCAGUGCAGUCUUCAGCAUGGAGCCAACAGGAGCACAAAGAAGAUAUCCGUAAGAAACCUCUGGAAAGAAGCAAUUCCGUAUGGGUGCGGAAAGGCGUACUACGAUGGUGGAGAGACUGGAAGCCUCAGCGGUGGGUGGAUGUGGGUGUGGCUUUGGAGCAGUCCACCAAACAGGACGGGAAGAAGGACAGCAUUUUCUUUGUUUACUAUACGCACUAUGAUGAAAAAAAGUACCUUCAUGUCUUCAUCAAUGAAGUAACGGCGUUGGUUCCAGUGGUGCAGGACUGCCAUUAUGCGUUCGCCGUGUACACCGGUCAGAGGACCAGACAUAGGUGUCCCCUGCUCCUGUCAGCCCAAAGCGAACAGGACAUGAACGAUUGGUUGACCUUGUUGUCUGACUGUUGCUGCGAGUGUCGAGGGAUCACACGUCCGCCAUCCAGACAGGCUCUUUGGUCCACGACAGCCAAAGGGGACGUUUUUGUCCAUGAGCCGUCCUUCUCCCUGGAGGCCGCCACCCACACGGUGACAUGUGACCUCAUGUUCUGGCGUCAGGUCCCGGGUCACAUGCGCUGUGUAGACUCUAACAGUCUCGGGCUGGUGUGGGGCAUCGGGUGGGAUGGCACGGCCUGGGUGUACAGUGGGAGCGCUGGGCAACAGGCCACCCCGGGUGACGUACACCAGCAAACUGACGUCAGGAGCGUGCACGUGUAUGAGAACCAAAGAUGGAACCCCGUGACAGGAUACACUGACAAAGGACUUCCCACUGACCGCCCCAUGUGGAGUGACGAGAUCGGCCUGAAGGAGUGCACCAAAGGCAACACGCAACCACCCUCGCCUCAGUGGUCAUGGGUGUCCGAGUGGUCCGUGGACCACACUGUUCCUGGAGGGACGGACAAAGAAGGAUGGCAGUAUGCCGCGGACUUUCCUACAACAUUCCAUGGCCACAAAACCAUGAAGGACUUUGUACGACGUAGACGAUGGUCAAGAAAGUGUAAGACCACCUUGAGAGGGCCGUGGCAGCAGGUCCCGCCUAUUCCUUUGAGUGACAUCUCUCUGAUGCCGUGCCUGGCUCAAAGCAAGAUGGAGCAGGUCCCCAUGUGGGCCCUCAGCGACAAGGGGGACGUGCUGUGUCGGCUCGGGGUCACCACCCAGAACCCCGCGGGCACCUCAUGGCUUCACGUGGGUACGGACCAGCCCUUUAAGUCCAUCUCCAUAGGUGGGGCCAAUCAGGUGUGGGCCAUCGCCAAGGACGGAGCGGUCUUCUACAGGGGCUCCGUGUCCCCCCACAACCCUGCAGGAGAAUGCUGGUACCACAUCCCGUCUCCGUCCAGGCAGACGUUGAGACAAGUGUCUGUGGGUCGCACUUCUGUGUUUGCUGUGGAUGAAAACAGUAACCUGUGGUACAGACAAGGCCUCACUCCCAGCUACCCUCAGGGGUCCGCCUGGGAGCUCAUCUCCAACAACGUCACCAAAGUCUCUGUGGGACCUCUGGACCAGCUGUGGAUCAUAGCAGACGGAAUGCCGGGCUUCCCCGGUGAGACUCCUGGAGCAGUCUGCCACAGACUUGGUGUGGGACCUAUGCAGCCUAAAGGUCAACACUGGGACUACGGUAUUGGGGGAGGUUGGGAGCACAUCAGCGUGAGGGCCAACUCAGUGGAGGCUCCUCGCACCCAACACCCCCUCCCAGUCGGGCCCUCCCGCAGCCCGCAAACUCUGACGAGAGCUAACGGGAACGCUGUGGUGGGUGUUUAAGCUCCCUUCCGAGUAAUGCUCCUUUGUUUGUGCCUGCAUCCACAUUGGUCUACUUGGUCCCCGUGACGGGAAUGCACAAAGGGAAUAUGAGGCAUUUAUGUGCAGUGCAUGAAGGUUUUAGUGUUGGUUUUAAUUCACAACACACAAAGUUAACAUCUGUUUAGUGUUUUAAGGGCUGAGGCACCAAACAUUUCUCCUUUUGUCUUAGCGUGUUAUUUAUUAUGCAUGUUAUUUAUUUUACUCGUUUGUCUUAUUUCUUGUGUCCGUUUUUUCAUUUUAGUUUUCCCAAAAUGUGACAUAUGUAUAAAAGCAACAGAGAAAUUAUGGUGGUAAAAGUACAUUAAAUGGCCUCACGGAUUCUGCAAUAAUAUUAAUAAUGAUAAAUUAUCUUCCUGCUCAUGUUAUAUGCAACGGCAACUGCUCCUGUUAACUGAAGUGAAACUUUAUCUUUCACUGCGGGGCAAUCGAAUGUGGAAUAAAAGAAUGAAGGAAACCAUUGCUUUAUGUGCAAGUGCUUGCAAAAACGAAGGUAGGCAAAUUCGACAUGAGUUCAUUUGCAUUUAUUUUCAUAUUAAACGGUGUAAUUAUAAACAUUUCAUUCAAUGACACUAAUGCAUGAUUCAUGUGAAACAAGUAAAAAUAUCCCCACUUCCCACCCCCAAAAAUCAACAGGGACAGCAUUAAUCCAUGAUUCAUAGCCACUAUGAUUGAUAUGUUCCCGUGAUCGUCUUGGCUUGCGCUCACAGGGGAAGGAAAACAAAAAAAAAAGUCCCUACCUACUCACAUGUGGGUCAUAUCCCCCAUUAACAGUAAAACAAAAACUAUUUACACACAUCAGUACACUUAAGUUACUUUUGUCAAAUGUGCAAUAUUAAGCAAAUGUGUCGUCCAGGAGAAGUCCUUUAAAUAAUAUUUUCAACUAUGAGGACACGUCAUCGUCUUGAUAGGUCAAAAUAUUUAUCAACAUCGAGUUGUUAGAAGAGUGUAUUACCCAGUUUUUACUGCAUCAUUGGAUAGGACACAACACACACAUACAGUCACUGAGAUGAUUGACAGCCAGCUAAAUGAACAACUGAGUGGGUAGAAGUGGUACAAAAUCCCCCCUCACAGGUUCUUUGGGCAUCAAAUUUCCAUUAAAUUACAAAUGUCAUUGUAAAAAAUAAAUUAAAAAAAUUAAAAUCACUAAAAAAGAAUAAACCAAAACCUAGAUGUAAAAUUAAAACAAAAUAAACUAAAAAAUCUAUGAAAGUUAAGUAGAAAACAAAUGGAGAAAGAAAAGCCCAAAUGAAAUAAGGAUUAAAAAAAACUUAGAAGUAAAAUGAAAACAAAAUAAACAAGCUAAGCUAAUGCAAAAUCUAUGAAAAUUAAGUAGAAAACAAAUGAAGAGAAAGAAAAGCCCAAAUCAAAGAUAAAAAAAAACAACCUAGAAGUAAAAUUAAAACAAAAUAAACAAGCUAAAGCAAAAUCUAUGAAAAUGUAUUAAGUAGGAAAACAAAACAAAUGAAGAGAAAGAAAAGCCCAAAUCAAAUAAAGAUAAACAAAAAUGCUAAAGAGUAGCUUUGUGUUCAUGUCAGAAGUGUUGAUUAAUGCCGCAGUGAUUCUAGUUUAGUGAGCAGCUGCUCACCAAGUCAUCCUAUCAAUUGGUCCAUCCCUAAAUACAAAUCCAUUGCACAUUUUUCAUUUUUAUACAAAACAUCUCCGACGUCUUCAUUUGGACGUUUCAAAAUAAAAGUCAAAGUUUGGUAGUGUGACAUUAAAAAGGGCCCAGACCCGACAUCAGCUGGCCAAAAUUAGAAUUAUAAAACUAUUUUGUCCUUUUUAAAUGUUUUCACUGUCAUUACUGAGGUCUCAAAGCACAACAUGAAGGUACAUGCGUGUCAUGUAUAGAGAGGGGGCGGGGGGGUGAGACAACAGAGAAGCCAGCCAUUCAGUCAUUGUUGGCAAACUGUAAGCCGUCUGGUUAGGAAGAUGCUACACAGACAAGUUCUUCUCCAUCAACUAGUUAGGAGUAUUGAAGAUGACUACCAAAACAAAAGGCAACUGUAAAAAAAAAAAAAAAACGCAGACGAACCAAUGAUAAAUAUUCAAUUCAAAGAGCUUAUUCCUAUUUGUAGUGUACUUUUCCAAAAAUAUUCCUUGUUUUUGGUGACAGUGAAGUAGAAGGAAAAAGCAGCCCAACGUUCAGUAGGAAUACGCCCGAUGAGGUCUUACAGCCCAGCAUUUCCAUGCUAGACCCGCGAUGUGGAAUUGCACACGUGUAGACACAGAGAGAGACGGAGACAAAGAGGGAUGAUGAUGAUGAUGAGGCUCAGGAAUAGGCUCCGCCCCCCUGGGGACGAAAUGUCUUUUGUCCUUUUCCCAUCUGGCUCUAAUCCCCAAAGUGCAAGUGUUAAAGUUGGAGCGUGUCCUGAUGGUUUUGUUAGUCCUUUUCUCCAUCUUCACUGCUUCCUGAAGGCAACACAACACCACACUGUUACACACGGACCAACAUUGGACUGCCCUGACUGUCUACUGGAUGUCGGAGAUUGCUAAAAAUAAUCUAGUGUCAUCUGCUGUACUUCAGAACUACUACUAGUACUAAUGUACUGUGACGCUUGAGAAUUAGCGAUGAAACAGUAACUCUUUCUUUUGCAGGAGCCACCAGGGCACUCACACCAAGCUUGUCAACCCUUUGGAAAUCACAGGUACUUAUUACUCAAUAGAACCGUCUGGCUCAUGGCAUCAUCUUAUAAAGAACACUUAACUCAUCACACAGCAACUUAACACUCAAAAGGUAUCAGUAAUAAAUAUACAAACAUGCACCAGUAUGAGUUUAAAACUGGGGGAAAAACAUAACGUUUUCCCAUAAUGCAUUGCAUCUGAGCAACACAUUGAGGUGGUGCAAUGACAAGUCUCCCUCUGGUGGACAAAGGGGGCAAUGCUGAGCCAUCCAUCCAUUUUCCUCCAAUGAAAAGCAUUAUGGGUAAACCCUUUUCCCCCACAUUUUAAACUUGUAUUGGUACAUGUUUUGAGUGUUAAGUUGCUGUGUGACAAAUUUAGUGUUCUUUCACGAGUCAGACUUUGAGUAAUUGAGUAAUUAAUUUCCAAUGGAUUGUCAAGCUCAUGCGUUUUUUCAUAACUCAUGAUUGGCUCCUGUCGAAUAGAAUCAAAUUUUUUACGUGGACGUGUGGUUUAUAUGUGGUACAGCUUAUAUGUACAAAUGUGUUUUCCUCUAAAUGUAGUGGGUGUGGCUUCUACACAGGAAUUUACAGUAGCUACGUAUAGAUGGGCGUAAGUGUAUUGUCAGGUCCACUUGCCUCCUUGCUCCAUGUCCGAGUCUGUGAGGUGCGUCAAGGAGAAGCUAGCGAUGCUGGCCGGCGAGAUGGUGAAGCGAGAGUAGUUGGGCGAGCUGCUCCAGCCGGACGCCGCCAUGAGGGGUGGAGUAGAGAUGCUUUUGGGUGGGAUGUCUUUGUGCGUCUUGGAGGGAAAGGCGGGUGCGGAAGGGAAGUCAUCAUCCCACUCAAAACCGCCACCUGCAGGAGGAGGUUAGCAGAUGUUAAAACGUGUGUCCCCAAUGAUCUGUUUCUGUCUCCUUUCUUCGUACUUCUUAACAAAGUGCACGGUGAUCGGGGUUGUGUGUGCGUUUCUUUGUUACGGCUGCAAAAUAACCCACUACCACACUGAAAUACAAAUGGAAUGGAUCACUGAAGGGUUGAGGACGGUUACCUUCUUCAUCUGUGGAGCUUUCAGAGUUAGUAAAGCGGUUCAGGUAGCUAGAACUUGACACGGGGCUGCUGAACUCUGGUGUGUGGUUGUUAGAACCUGAGGAGUGGUCACCCAGUUCCUUGGUGGGGGUCUCCUAGAAAUCAGAAAAUGGUAUUCAGAAUGAUUCGUAAAAACCCAGGUAGCAAUGAAAGCGAGAGUUUACCUGGUCAAACAGGUAGACGGUGACGUCAUCAAAGAAGGACACGGCUCUUCUGGCGGUAUCGGCAUGAGACGUUGGGGAUGAAGCCUCGAUGUUGAGAGUAGAAGGUUUCAACAAGCUCCUCAGGUUCUUUGAAUCGCUAUCAUCCGAGAUGAUGAGCGGUACUGUGUGUACGCCGUCGUCCUCGCUGUCCGAGCUGGAGCUGGAGCUGUGCAGCUGGUAGGCAUGGACGUCUUCAUCGGAGUCAUCGCUGUUUUCGUUCUCCUCAUCAGCAUCCGCUCCAUCCUCAAGGCCAUCCGGACCCAAGCCGUCCCGCCUGCCCAGGUAACGGCCUUCCACAUCAGGCUCCUUUAUUUUGUGUCCCUCGCCAGCACAAGUCCUGGUUAGCUUGGCAUGAAUGCCACCAUCAGUAGAUGGGAGUGGACUGGAGAGUAUAGAAUGGUCUGGAUCACCAAAAGAGUCUGGUUUAUCUCCACUGGGACUGGGCCAGCUGAGGGAUCGUUGGAUAUUUGAGUGUCCUUCUGGAUUUGGAUCUACUUUGACAUUACCCUGAGCAGCAGCAGUAAAUUCUUGCAGUGGGAGUAGAGAAUCCAAACUACUCUCUGCCGGUUUUUCCUGUUGACGAUCAGGAGCAGCAGCACUGCUAUCGUUGGUGGAGUCCCUCAGCGAUGUGACUUCAGCUAAAUGUGACUUCGUUUCUUCACAUUUCUUCUCUGGCUCUGAUUCGUUGUCUGAGAAGUAGGCGGAGUCUCUGUAGUUUGUGCUCAUGAGCGGUUCAUCGGCGAGACCAACACUGGUCAGAUCCUCCCUGGGAGAGUCCAGAGUGCCUUCGGCUUCAGAGAUGACUAUCUCUGGCGGAACCAGAUUCAUCACAGCGGUUGGUUCUUCAGUUUCUUUUUGCUUCUGGGCUACACUUGGGGCAUCUUUUACAGGGGACAGGUCUUUAUCAUUAGGCUGAGAGUUCCACUCAGGAGACUCCAGGUUCUCCGUCUCAUAGCCACUGUCAGAUAUUUUAUACGGCGGUUGGAGUUUGUGCUGAUCGCCGAGCCUGUGAAUGUCGAGGGAGUCCAAAGAGUCUGGUGUCUCAGCUGAGUGGUCCACAGUUGGCAGAGUAGUGGAGAUGCUGUCCUCUAGUAAACUGUCUUGGCUGAUCUGGUCCAAAGACGGUCCAGAGACUAACAGAGACUGUUGUUCGUGAGUAUCCAUGAAGGAUUCUUCAUGGUCAGACAGUGCUGUUUCCGUUCCUAUGUCUGCAUCCUCAAUGAGUUCACUCAAAAGAUCAUGGCUCGUUUGAUCGUCAACAGACGGUUGGACUAUCGACUUCUCGGGUAUGAGUUUUUGAGCUCUGCUGUUUGAGGUUCCAAAAUCACGCUCAAGGCUGGAAAGUUUGGCAUUUGUGCACAAAAUGUCUGGAGUGGCACUUUCAGAGAACAUGGGAAUGUGAUCACCAGGCUGACUAAAAAGAUCAAACCUCUCAGAGGUAGGAUCCGGAUCCAAAUCAGAGCUUGUGUAUCUGUCUGAGGAUUGGAGCAGAGCAAGAUCCUCCGUGGAAGAACGGUUACUAACUGGCAGUUGGUUGCUUGUGUCAUCUUCUGUCAUAAUUGUAAUCGAAGGCACCACGGUUUCCGUUUCUACCCGAAAAGGAUUAUGUGCCCCAAAGUUGGUACUUGAUGAUUCUAAAAGUCCAUUUGUUGGGGAUGUGCUACUCCAUGCAGGUGUUAAGUAAGUAUCUACUGUGUUUAAGCUGCCAUAAGUGUCAGGGUUGUCCCAAGAGCCCAUUUUGAAGGUGUCCUCCGGUUCAUGGAUGACACCGGGUGAUAAAAAAUUCUGAAACCUUGUACCGUCUUUCAUCAGAUUAUGCUCUUUAAGAAACAUAAAAUUAUCUGCCAGUUUUUCAGUGUUCAGAAGCCUCUUCACAUCAGUGCUGUCACUCUCCACUGAGUCCUCCUCCAGAGUCCGGUAAGUGGCUUCUGAACCACCCCCUAAAAAAGAAUCCCGUGCAUUUAAGUCCUGUACGUCCACAGGAGUAUUACUACAGAAAGGGUUCCCGUUACGCUCUGGAAGAUCUGCUAAAUCCUGUCUCCAAGAAAGAGAGUCCUCCUGCUUGGACUCUCCCUCGGUGAAAAUAUUGGUGUGGUAUGGACUGUCAUUUUCAAGAGAGGACCAGAUGUGACUAUCGGGCAAAUAGGAAUCCUUGGAGUCGAUACUGUGGUGAAAAAAGUCCGCCUCAGUGCUAGAUUCAUCCAAACGAACAUCUUGAAGGACAAUAAAGUCUUGCUGGCUUGAA
Messenger RNA from Doryrhamphus excisus (bluestripe pipefish), 9949 nucleotides. NCBI's taxonomy places the organism in Eukaryota, Metazoa, Chordata, Actinopteri, Syngnathiformes, Syngnathidae. The record is from RefSeq and is a predicted model, not a curated record.